GGGGUGGCAGUAGCCGUACAAUGAGAAGGGAACUUAAUCGUUGGGCAAUCGAGUUUUAUAUUUUUAGGCUUCAUUACUAAAGUUGCAUAAAAACCCUCGAUAAAACUAUUAAUGAGGAAGAGGGGAGGAUCCUGUUUCAACGUUGCUGACGUUUUCCUCUGACGGGGCCUGAGAGCAGCGAAUCGAACAAUGUACCUUUAAGAGAAAAGGAAACGAGGAAGUAGCUGUGAUACUUUAAGAAAAGUCCCAAUUCUUAUUCACCAUUCGUUAGCGCUUUGGAUAAAGAGUGUAGGGGUUGUUCUGUUUAGAAGCUGUAGAGGAAUUAAAUUGUGACGGUGAGAGAGCGGCCAAACUUCAGUUUCCAUUUGUUUUGGAGGUGAUAGACUGACCACCCACUCACUGGCCAUGAAAAGUACACCAAACUAUCUCUGGGAAACAGAGGAUUUGCUGGGUCAAGGUGCUACUGCCAGUGUGUACAAAGCCCGCAACAAGAAAUCAGGAGAACUAGUUGCUGUUAAAGUCUUCAACAAUGCCAGUUACCUGAGACCUCAGGAGGUACAGAUAAGAGAAUUUGAAGUCCUAAGAAAGUUAAACCACCAUAACAUUGUCAAACUAUUUGCUGUGGAAGAAAUUGAAAGCAGCAAACAGAAAGUGCUGGUAAUGGAGUACUGCUCAGGUGGGAGCCUGCUGACCUUGUUAGAAGAACCAGAAAAUGCCUUUGGCUUAUCAGAAUCCGAGUUCCUCAUAGUGUUACAUUGUGUAGUGUCUGGCAUGAAUCAUCUUCGUGAGAAUGGGAUUGUUCACAGGGAUAUCAAACCAGGAAACAUCCUGCGUCUCAUUGGAGAAGACAGACAAAGUGUUUACAAACUGACUGAUUUUGGAGCAGCCCGUGAACUGGAUGAUGAUGAAAAGUUUGUGUCAGUUUAUGGGACAGAAGAAUACCUUCAUCCAGAUAUAUAUAAGCGAGCUGUGCUGAAGAAGCCCCAGCAAAGGGCUUAUGGAGCAACUGUAGAUCUGUGGAGUAUUGGAGUAACCUUUUACCAUGCAGCCGCAGGUAGCCUCCCAUUUAUCCCUUUUGGAGGACCUCGCAAGAACAAGGAAAUCAUGUACAAAAUAACAACUGAAAAGCCCGCUGGAGCUAUUGCAGGCAUCCAACAACAAGAGAAUGGGACCAUUGACUGGACCUAUGAGCUACCAAUCACAUGCCGACUUUCUUUUGGACUAAAAAGACUACUUGUCCCCAUCCUGGCAAAUAUUUUGGAGGCUGAUCAAGAGCAUUGCUGGGGCUUUGACCAAUUUUUUGCAGAAACCAAUGACAUCCUACACCGGACAACAAUCCAUGUCUUCUGUUUGCCACAAGCUACCAUGCACUGGGUCUAUAUCCACUCCUAUAACACAGCCACCAUAUUUCUAGAAGAAGUCCUUCGGGAAACAAAUAUAGCUGCCCACCACCAGGAGUACUUCUUUGAGGGCCACUUAUAUGCAUUGGAGCCCAGUCUCCAGGCUCAUAAUUUCCCCAGGACCACAGAAAACUGCCCUCUGAUCAUGCUGAGCACAGAACUGGAAGAUCCAGUGGUGCUGAGGUACAGAGAUCUGGCUUUGGAGUUCCCAAAGUUUCUCCCACAAGUUGAUGUCUUAGCAGAUUGCAGGACAGCAAAGGAUGUUGUGAGUGCAACUUACUACACCUUGAGGGUAGCAUGGUCACUUCUGCAGUGCCAGGAGCUGGUUCUCCGAGGCUUGUAUUGGGUAAGUGAGACCCUGAAGACAGAAUGCCUGCAGAUUCUUGAGAAGAGGCACACCAUGGCAGCAAGACUGACCUUCUUACAGAAACAGGAGAUGAAAACCCUACUGCUGUAUGAAACUGUUGCUGGAGACUGUGAGGCUCCUGAAGCCAAAGGGUUGGCUGAAAUAAAAGCAAAACUUCAAUCUAUUGCUGAAGAUCUUUCCAGAUGUUCCCACAGUGUUUCUGAACACCAAGUAAUUGUAAGGUGUCUUUUAUCUGAAGUGGAAAAGAGAAGGAGUCAAAUGAAAGAUGACAGGAGCAUCCAGAAGAUGGAGGCAUGCCUUGACAAGAUGCAGCUCAUCUACAGCCAGUUCAAGAAGGCCCGGAAGUGUCCACGACUGUUGUACAAUGAACAGCAGAUCCACAAGCUGGAUAAGGUGAACUUGGGACAUUUAGCCAAAAAGGUUCUUUCUAUUUUUCAAGAUGACUGUGCACAGCAAUACCAGGCUGCUCUGUUGGUACAUGGAACCAGAAUGAGGAAGGUGUUUGAGAUGAGGAAACAUUUGAAGAAACUUAACAGAUCAUUAACUGCCUGCAGUGUGGAGAUGUCAGGAUGCCAGGAUGACCUCUAUAAUGUUUUGGAUGAGCUGCCACAGAGAUUCCUUCAGGACAAAAUGACAACUGUUCAUUCUUCACAAGGUUCCUUAAAGCAGAAAAACCAGGCUAUGAUGUCUGGAAUGCAAGAGCUACAAGAACAGAUGAAAAUAGUAGCUAACAAUCUGCAGCUAAACAACAGCAUCAUCCAGAGGUUAAAUGGUUUUACAUCCACACCAGACUUAUAAGGGAAAAAGUAAUUUUCAGAUCCUGAAACAAUAUUGCAUCGUGGACAUAUCAGUUUUCAUCCAGCACUAGAAAUCCGCAGCAUUUUGUCUCAAAUAUACCAAUGUAUUCUACUUCCCUAUUCUAGUAUUUUAAUGUGGCUUCGCUGUACCAUGGAUCUAAUUAAUCUGCAUAGUGUGGUCAUGUUCCCUGAGUUUGAGGUCUGACAAACUUGGAGCAUCCAAGCAAGUGCAUGCUGAGAAAAGAGUGAUUUGCAAAUGCCCAUUUGUCCUACAGCUACAAAAAGCAGGGGAGCCCUCCCAAGUUAGCAAGCUGACUUAUCUGCAGUGUUCGUUAUUCAGAAGUACAAAUACUUAUGUACUUAGUAAGGACAUAGACAUUAAGCUUCUAGGAGCCCAUUUGACCUCAUCAUUUGUCUCACAGUGGGAAUGCUUUUGCAGUGAUUUCCCUGGAGGAAUACGUACAGAAAAUGAAUUGGUUAUUCACCUGGAAACAUAUGCAGGAAAGAUUCUUCAGCAGAAAUACACCAGUAUUCUUAUGUAUUAAGUACUCUGAUAAAGCAACAUGCCAUGUCUUACCAGG
Heteronotia binoei (common prickly gecko) is the source of this 3145-nucleotide messenger RNA. RefSeq names its product inhibitor of nuclear factor kappa B kinase subunit epsilon (gene IKBKE). The transcript has 21 exons. The coding region runs from base 406 to 2565 and encodes 719 amino acids. Gene Ontology annotation, cellular component: cytoplasm. The record is from RefSeq and is a predicted model, not a curated record. Gene Ontology annotation, biological process: peptidyl-serine phosphorylation. Gene Ontology annotation, molecular function: protein serine/threonine kinase activity; ATP binding. Lineage: Eukaryota; Metazoa; Chordata; Lepidosauria; Squamata; Gekkonidae.